Molecule: messenger RNA, 2107 nt
Organism: Cimex lectularius (bed bug)
Lineage: Eukaryota; Metazoa; Arthropoda; Insecta; Hemiptera; Cimicidae
Product: probable chitinase 2
Exons: 8
Coding region: 72-1376 (434 amino acids)
Biological process (GO): chitin catabolic process; carbohydrate metabolic process
Cellular component (GO): extracellular region
Molecular function (GO): chitin binding; chitinase activity
Source: RefSeq, a predicted model, not a curated record
GGGGAAUAGUACCCAACUAACAACCGGACAGUGAAAGGUUGAACGCCUUUCCACCAAGGCACCAAUUUGAGAUGGAUAUUUUUGUAAAGAUCCUGUCCUCAGUGCUGAUUCUCGGCGUUUUAAGUUACCGAGACGUUGAUUCCAUCGAAAGAAAUGGCAAAGUGGUCGUAUGCUAUGUUGGAACCUGGGCGAUUUACCGUCCAGGAAGGGGGAUGUUCUCGGUUGACAGCAUCGAUCCCAGCCUCUGCACCCACCUCGUUUACUCCUUUGCCGGGCUCAACCCUUCAAACUGGACAAUCAUGUCUUUAGACCCUUAUAACGAUCUUGAAGAAAACUUUGGAAAAGGCAAUUAUAAAAAAAUGACUGCUUUGAAAAAAUCCCACCCGCAUUUGAAAGUCACAUUGGCCAUCGGAGGAUGGAACGAAGGGUCGGCCAAUUAUUCAAAGUUGGCUGAGGAUCCUAAUCGCAGAAGAAUAUUCAUUGAAAGUGUUCUUGAGUUUAUGAAACUGUACGACUUCGAUGGAUUAGAUCUAGAUUGGGAGUUUCCCACAAAGCGAGGCGGAAAACCUGAAGACAAAACUAAUUUCGUUUUGUUGAUUAAGGAACUCGGUCAGUCGUUAAGACAACAAGGUUAUAUUUUAACUGCGGCUGUUAGUGCUGCGAUUGACACACUAUCGACAGGAUAUGAUUUACCAGAGGUUCACAAACAUUUGGAUUUGGUCCACCUGAUGUGCUACGAUUAUCAUGGGUCUUGGGAGAAAAAGACGGGGCCGAACGCUCCACUUACUCCUGAUACGGAUUUACUGACAGUCGAGGCGAGCGUCGAGUACGCUCUGGAUCACGGGGUACCUAAAGAGAAGCUGGUUAUGGGUGUGCCACUGUACGGAAGGACCUUCAUCCUUGACGGAGUGAACGAGACCAGCGGAAAACUGGGAGAGCCUUCAAAGGAAAAUGAGGGUUUCCAGGGGCCGUUUACAAAAACAAACGGCUUCCUUGGGUUCAAUGAGAUCUGUAACGAGUUGAGAUCACCUGAGUGGAAAGGACACUGGGACAAUAUUUCCAACACGCCUUGGGCUAGUUCAGGCAGCAAAGUUGUCGUGUAUGACAACGCCAUGAGCAUCAAGUUGAAAGUCAAUUACGCCAUGGAAAUGGGCCUGGCUGGUAUCCUGACGUGGUCGAUUGACACGGACGACUUCCAUGGAGACUGUUCCUUCCCAGGCGAUCCUGAGCCCAAAUACCCUCUGGUUCGAGCCAUCAACGAAGCGAUAACCCAGUCUUUUGUCAGCCCUGCAAAAGAAAAAAGCUCUGCUUCCCAGACUGCUGUUUCAGCUUUCGCCUUUUACAUUGUUUUUAUCGUUGCCAUUUUAUCAUAUUAACUAAAGACAAAUUGAACAAAAUUAAAAACUCAUUGACAUUAUAGUAUUAAAUUAAUGUAUAUUAGUACAUUAAAGUAUAUUAAAAAGUGAAAAAAGAUUUUCACUGCUUGUUCAACUUAUAACUUAUUAUGGAGGUGUUUAAUUUUUUUUAUAUGAGUUUUAUUUUUGAAAAUUGUCUGUUAAAGCUAAGCAACUCAUAUCGCACUGAGUUGUGUGUAACUCACCAAUAUUGUCUCAGGUGGUAAACCAUAUUGCCACUAAAUGCUUUCUAAGAUCCUUUUCAGUUUAUACACCUCCUUCAUUCUCUUCAUCACUGAUGUUUUCUAUUUUUUUCUUUUUGCUUUCUUCGCCUUCUAAUUGGCCCUCAGCAUUUUUCUACAUUUUAUUAUUAUGCUCUUCUUUAUAAUUUCAUAUUCUUAUCAUAAAUCUAAUCAUGGUGGUAAACCUUUUCUAACAUUUUCAUUUUUGUACACUUACCUGUACCUCUUUCACAAUAUUCAUCACUGAUAUUUUCUCUUUUUAUGUUCUUCUUCUUUAAAUUGUUCCUCAGUAUUUCUACUUUUCCUUCUUAUUUUUUCUUUAUAAUAUCUUCUUUUUGUCAUAAACUUAAUAUACAUAUAUACCAUUGUUAAAUAUUUUGUAAAGCGUGGUGUCAUAAUUGUAAAUUGUAUCAUAUUAACUAGUUUGCAAUACGAUUUAGUCAAAAAUAAAUAUUUAAUUAUGUUGAACAA